Molecule: messenger RNA, 3212 nt
Organism: Rhincodon typus (whale shark)
Lineage: Eukaryota; Metazoa; Chordata; Chondrichthyes; Orectolobiformes; Rhincodontidae
Gene: tbc1d30
Product: TBC1 domain family, member 30
Exons: 14
Coding region: 76-2853 (925 amino acids)
Cellular component (GO): endoplasmic reticulum
Source: RefSeq, a predicted model, not a curated record
AACUAGCUUCCCAUCCACCUGAAGCUCACUGUCCCUGGGGGGAGUUUGCAGCAAGUCGGCAGUCGGUGGUGUAGAAUGGCUGCGUCUCUUCACAUCCCUCAAAAUGAACUUUCCGAAGUCGACAUCUCCAGUGGAAGUGACAGCUUCGUGGUUGGUUCUAACUCGAGCGGGAUGUCCGGCUUCCAGCAGUGGAUGCAGAUCACCGAACCCCAGAAAACAGCGCAAGGCCCCUGGCUGCCAAAGGACAGCGAGGCCAUUCCCCUCUCUCCGGUGUCACCCUCAACGUUAAUGCCAACGCAGCACUGGACGAAAGGGGCGAAUGCCACGGAAAAAGCGGCGGGAGCCCACUAUAGUAGCGGAGGCAGGGAGAGCCGGUCUGGAACAGCGAGUAUCGCUUGCAAGCGAACUUCAUCCAUUGUGGACGGCCUGUUGAUCGAACUGUAUGAUUCCUGCGCUUACAGCAGCAGAAGCAUUGACAGCGUGGAUAGUUCAACGGAGACCUCCAGCUCCGAUGCUUUUCUGGGAAGGAGUAAUUCUGGAUCUAUGUUCUUGCAAGAAUUUCAGGAACAGUACACUGCAAAACAUCAGAUGCUGUACCUGGCACAGAAAGAUGUAGAUGAGCUUAAGCGAAUUAUAGAAGAGCUGAAAUACAGAAUCGCUGUCCAAUCUGCAAAACUGGUUCGUCAAUUAAGGAGAAAAGACAACCUUUCACACAAAGUACAGAAGAAUAGUGAUAUUGUGACAGCAUGUUUGCAAGCAGUUUCACAGAAAAGGCGAGUUGAUACAAAGCUGAAAUUUACCAUCCAACCAUCCAUGAACAAGCAUGGCUUCCAGCAGUGGUAUGAUGCUCUGAAAGCUGUUGCUAGGUUACCCACAGGAAUUCCAAAGGACUGGAGAAAAAGAGUUUGGUUGACUCUAGCAGAUCAGUACUUGCACAGUAUCUCAAUUGACUGGGAGAAAACCAUGCGUUUUGCUUUCAAUGAUAGAAGCAACCCUGAUGAUGAUUCUAUGGGCAUUCAAAUAGUGAAGGAUCUUCACAGAACAGGUUGCAGUUCUUACUGUGGGCAGGAGGCUGAGCAGGAUCGUGUGAUGCUGAAGCGAGUUCUUCUUGCGUAUGCUCGUUGGAACAAAUUUGUAGGCUAUUGCCAAGGUUUCAAUGUACUUGCUGCACUCAUACUGGAAGUGGUGGAAGGGAAUGAAGGAGAUGCACUGAAGGUUAUGAUUUACUUAAUUGACAAAGUACUCCCUGAGAGCUAUUUUGCCAAUAAUUUACGUGCGUUAUCAGUCGAUAUGGCUGUUUUUCGAGAUCUUCUGCGGAUAAAAUUACCUGAACUUUCCCAGUAUCUUGAUAAUCUUCAGAAAGGUGCCAAUAAGGAAAGUGCAGGUAAUUACGAGCCUCCCCUGACCAAUGUGUUCACCAUGCAGUGGUUCCUAACUUUGUUUGCAACAUGCCUUCCUAAUCAUACUGUGCUACGAAUCUGGGAUUCUGUGUUCUUUGAAGGCUCUGAGGUGAUUCUACGAGUAGCCUUGGCAAUCUGGGCCAAACUUGGAGAGUUUACUCUUUAUUCAAUGGCACCAUUUCCCUUUCCACAACUGGCUGAACUGAGAGAGAAAUACACUUAUAAUAUCAAUCCAUUUCCGGCCCCUGUCAAGUCUUCAGAGUCACAACGAAAUCUCGGUAAAACAAAAGACAGUGAUGAAGAGAUUGAUUUGGAUGAUGAUGAUGUAACAGCUUCUGCAAUUGGCUGCCUGGGACCAUUCAGUCUUCUUGUACCAGAACUGCAGAAAUAUCAAAAACAAGACAAAGAUCAGCAAGAUGAACAAAUCCUGAAAUCGAGCAACAUAGCCGAGCUCAGCCCUGGGGCGAUUGAUGCGAGCCGCAGUGAGCACCACUCUGUCUUUAACAGCAUGAUGAUGGAACGCAUGACAACUGAUAUCAAUGCACUGAAACGACAGUAUGUUAGGAUGAAGAAGAGGCAACAGCAACAACAAGCCCAUCUCAUCUUCAUUAAAGCAGGAACAGAAGAUGAAAUUAAUCCUGGGAUCAUCCCAGAUCCUAGGAACAAGCUGAAUAAUGCUAUUGAAAGAAGUGAAGGGCCAGUCAGCACCAUUCUCCCAUCACAGACCAAUCAGACUCCAAUGAUGAACCACUUACUUCUAGGGAAGAAAUUGAGAACUACUAACAGAAUCACCAGGAAUGCUGUAAUUCAUGUCCCUGGGCCAAAAACCUCACAGGAUGACAUGAAGUCAAAGCUCAAUUCUCCAUGGCGCACUCACAUUCGAGUUCAUCGGAAAAACCUAGCAAGGAUCAAGAACCAGCUGAGCUACGGUGAUACCAUAGGACUAAUGGAGGAUCACAGUGACAUUAUGAAACGGAAAAGUAAUAAACCAGUAGAAGAAUCAUCUCUUAGCUCGACAGAAAACAAUGAAGCUGACAAGAAAAGUACUGAGGAUCGAAUAUCAGCACAAGCAGAUGGACAAUCUUCUGAUCCAGUUUACAGGGAUGCUAACGACAAUGUGACUGUAGUUCAGCACCAGCUAAAAAGACUAGACUUAAGCCCGACUGACACAACUGCAACCGAGCCUCCCAGUCCAUCACCAAGCCAAAGGUGCUCAUCUGAUUCUUCAGAUUCCGAGAAAGGAAUUUCGGAUCUAGGGCACAGAACUAGCACUUUGAAGAUUCAGACAUUCAACCCUUUUCCUAGUGUUAAACCUCCCAGAAAAUCAGCAGCAGCAAGAAAUUUAGGAUUGUAUGGGCCAACUGAAAGGACCCCAACAGUCCAUUUUCCCCAUAUGAGCAAAAAGGUUAACAGCACUGGAAACAACAAACUAAAGGGGACCAGGAAAGAAUAAAUAAGUUAGAAUAAUUCUGUAAUGAUCAUUUUGUUAUAAUUUAUUCUUAAAUUAAAAUGUUAAGACAUUUUUUAAUCAUGUGCAAUGUUAGAAGACGUACUUUCUGCAAAUAACAGUUUUAAAAAAGUGGUUUGACAACCUAAAGUCAAAUUUUAAAGUGUUGUUGUAUUAAAUACAUUUUCCAGAAAUUGAAGACCAAUAUUAGAUGCACAUAAUGUGAUAUUUAUGGGCAACUGAAGGAAAACAAAACAAAGCAUGAAAGGUGAUGUAGUAUGAAAUGAUUUAAAAUUCUCAUAACUGCUGUCUUACCUAUCGUUAUUGUAUAAUGUAACAAUAAAAAGUACUGUUUACAAUUUCAA